AUGGCCAGGCUUACAUAUUCUGCACAAGACAGUGUUUACAAGGUGUUUGACCUGAAUAACUAUUCCAUGCUGUAUUAUUCGAUAUCAGACAAGAGUGUCCAGGAAAUUAAGAUCAGUCCAGGGAUAAUGUUACUGACUUUCAAGAGAGCUACAAGCCAUGUGCCUUUGCAGAUUCUAUCAAUCGAAGAUGGCACGCUUCUUGUCAAGCAAGAGAAUGAGAAUCUUCAGAUUCUUGACGUCCGAAACGCUGAGCAGAUACAAGUUAGCAGAACUGAAUUCAUGACACCAUCAGCAUUCAUAUUUUUGUAUGAGAACCAGUUGUUUCUAACGUUCAGGAACCGAAAUGUCUCUGUGUGGAACUUCCGCGGAGAGCUCGUGACCUCGUUUGAGGAUCACCUUCUUUGGCAUCCAGACUGUAACACAAAUAACAUCUACAUAACAAGCGAUCAGGAUAUGAUCAUCUCAUAUUGCAAGGCAGAUACUGAAGAUCAGUGGAUGGAAGGAAAUGCGGGAUCGAUUAACAUAAGCAAUAUCUUGACUGGGAAAUGCUUAGCUAAGAUGAAAGCAAACGAUGGCCCUCCAAAGGAAGAGGAGGAGGAAGAGUGCAGUAGUAGCGGUUCGAGAAACUCCAAGCAAAGGAAAACUGCGGUUGCAGAGCCGUUGGAAAACAUAACAGCUCUCUUCUAUGAUGAGGAACGUAAUGAAAUAUACCCCGGAAACAGGCACGGCUUUCUCCAUGUCUGGUCUAAUUGA
Microthlaspi erraticum is the source of this 753-nucleotide messenger RNA. NCBI's taxonomy places the organism in Eukaryota, Viridiplantae, Streptophyta, Magnoliopsida, Brassicales, Brassicaceae. The record is from the annotation of a GenBank genome assembly.